AGACCCCGCCUCGCCUGGCCUCGCCCCUCCCGGCCCAAGCAGGCAGCCAAGGCAAGGCAAGGCAAAGGCAAAGGCAAAGGCUUGGCUUGGCUUGGCUUUCCGGGGAGGGGGCGCCAUGGCUGGGGGCCGCCCGGGGGUCCAUGCCCUCCAGCUGGAGCCCCUGAAGGUCCACGAGACCCUCCUCAAGGGCAGCAAGUUCAUGAAGUGGGACGAGGAACCCACAUGCCGGGCUCUGGUGACCCUCCGAGUUGACCCUCAGGGCUUUUUCCUGUACUGGACCGGUCCCAGUAUGGAAGUGGACAUUCUGGAUAUCAGCACUAUUCGGGACACUCGAACAGGACGAUAUGCCAAGCUGCCCAAGGACCUCAAGAUCCGGGAGAUCCUUGGCUUUGGGGGGCCGGAGCAACGACCAGAGGAGAAGCUCUUGACCGUCAUUCAUGGCCCUGACAUGGUCAACGUGAGCUUCCUCAACUUCAUGGCGGUUGUCCAGGAUGAUACAGCAAAGUUGUGGACCGAGGAGUUGUUCAAGCUGGCCACCAACAUCUUGGCACAGAACGCUUCGCGGAACACCUUCCUGCAGAAAGCCUACACCCGGCUCAAAAUCCAGGUCAAUCAGGAUGGCAGGAUCCCUGUCAAGAACAUCCUCAAAAUGUUCUCAGCCGACAAAAAGAGGGUGGAGACGGCCCUGGAAUCCUGUGGUCUGAAUUUUAAUAGGAGCGAGUCCAUCAAACCCGAUGAGUUCACCCUGGAGAUCUUCGAACGCUUCCUGAACAAGCUCUGCCUUCGCCCGGACAUCGAUAAGAUUUUGCUAGAGAUUGGAGCCAAGGGGAAGCCGUACCUCAGUCUGGACCAGCUGAUGGACUUCAUCAACCAAAAGCAAAGAGACCCCCGCCUCAAUGAGGUCCUGUAUCCUCCGCUGACUCAGGCCCAGGUCCGCCAGCUCAUCGACAAGUACGAGCCCAACCAACAGUUCCAGCAGCGAGACCAGAUGUCUAUGGAGGGGUUUGGGCGCUACCUGGGCGGAGAAGAGAAUGCCAUUGUCCCCCCAGAAAAGCUGGACUUAAGUGACGAUAUGACCCAGCCCUUAAGCGGCUACUUCAUUAAUUCUUCACAUAAUACCUACCUCACAGCUGGGCAACUGACCGGCAAUUCCUCGGUGGAGAUGUAUCGCCAGGUCCUGCUGAGCGGCUGCCGCUGCAUUGAGCUUGACUGCUGGAAGGGCCGACCUCAAGACGAGGAACCCUUCAUCACACAUGGGUUCACAAUGACCACGGAAAUCCCCUUCAAGGAAGUCAUCGAGGCGAUUGCCGAAAGCGCCUUCAAGGCUUCGACCUUCCCGGUUAUUCUUUCCUUUGAGAACCACGUCGACUCGGCAAAGCAACAAGCCAAGAUGGCGGAGUAUUGCCGGAAUAUUUUUGGCGACGCUCUCCUCAUCGAUCCCUUUGAAAAAUAUCCGCUCCAGCCUGGCGUUCCCUUGCCGAACCCUCAAGAGCUGCAGGGUCGGAUUCUGGUGAAAAACAAAAAGCGUCGGCCGCAUAGCAAGGGCUCGGAGGGCAGCGUCCGCAAGCGGGUCCUGGAGCAGAUGCCCAGCACUUACAGCGAUUCCUCAGGGGUUGGCGAGCCAGGCUCCCCCGCACUAGGUUCUCCUUUCGCAGAUGCUUCUGAGGUCCUUUCGCCCGUCAUGACCAACGGGGAGGAGAAGUCCUCUGACCGGGUGGCGAAGCUGGUCGAACCCCGCAAAUCUAUUGACCGGGAAGCUGAAAGCGAAGAAGAGGAGGAGCAGCAAGACCCCAAAAAACCCACAACCGAUGAGGGCACCGCAAGCAGCGAGGUCAAUGCCACGGAAGAAAUGUCCACGUUGGUGAACUACAUUGAGCCGGUCAAGUUCAAAUCCUUUGAGGUGGCCAGCAAACGCAACAAAUCCUACGAGAUGUCUUCGUUUGUGGAGACCAAAGGUCUGGAGCAGCUCACUAACAGUCCCAUGGAGUUUGUGGAAUACAACAAGAAGCAACUGAGCCGGAUCUACCCCAAAGGGACCCGGGUGGAUUCCUCCAACUACAUGCCUCAGGUCUUCUGGAACGCUGGCUGCCAGAUGGUGGCCCUGAAUUUCCAGACACUUGACUUACCAAUGCAGCUGAACCUGGGCAUCUUUGAAUACAACCGCCGGAGCGGAUACCUGCUCAAGCCGGAGUUCAUGCGGCGCCAGGACAAGCCGUUUGACCCUUUCACGGAAGAUAUUAUCGAUGGCAUUGUGGCCAACACUGUCAAAGUGAAGAUAAUCUCGGGGCAAUUCCUGUCGGACAAACGGGUGGGCAUCUACGUGGAGGUGGACAUGUUUGGUUUGCCGGUGGACACCAAGCGCAAGUUUCGGACCCGGACAUCGCAGGGGAAUUCCUUCAACCCCGUUUGGGAUGAAGAACCCUUUGUCUUCCACAAGGUGGUGCUUCCUACGCUCGCCUCACUGCGUAUUGCCGUCUUUGAAGAAGGAGGCAAGUUUGUGGGGCACCGGAUACUGCCUGUUUCCGCCAUCCGUUCAGGUUACCACUACAUUUGUCUGCGCAGCGAGAGCAACCAACCACUUUGCCUCCCGGCUUUGCUGGUCUAUACAGAAGCCUACGAUUAUAUCCCAGACGACCAUCAAAAUUACGCGGAGGCAUUGAUUAACCCCAUUAGACACGUCAACCUAAUGGACCAGCGGGCCAAACAGCUUGCAGCUCUGAUAGGCGAGAGUGAGGAGAAUGCAGAGAAGCCCCGGGAGUCGCUCUCGAGAAGCUCCUCCAGCUCAACCCCUGGCCCCACUGAAGAGGCCCACAAACCUCCACCAGUCCUGCUCUCUCCAACACGGACCCCCAGCGUGGUCCCCAGUCAAGUGCAGAGGGACGAUCUCAUCGCCAGCAUCCUGGCAGAGAUUUCUCCUCAGUCUAUAGAAGAGCUGCGGCAGCAAAAGGCUUUUGUGAAACUGCUGAAGAAGCAGUACCGCGAACUGAAGGAGCUCCGGAGGAAACACAUGAAGAAAAUCUGCAGCCUCAACAAGAAGCAGAAUUCGAACUUCACCCUCGCGGAGAGGAGCCGGAUCCGGAGCAGGGAAGGGUGAGGGCCCAGUCUCUGUCGGGGAGUGUUGUUGACGUGAAAGGCAAGGCUACUUGGGGGUGAUAGGAGAUGUUAUCAUUUGGGAGGAAGAGGAGGAUGCCUGGUUCUCAGGGCUCCCUUUGUGACUUCAGGAUCCCAUAAGCUUCUUUGUGCAAGAGGGGCGUUCAUUAAAGAUGUCCCCUGACCCACUUCCUGUGGAUGGAAAGCAAUGAAACUUGACCCAGUUCUGAGUCCUUCUCUCCA
This is a messenger RNA of Anolis sagrei ordinatus, 3333 nucleotides long. Lineage: Eukaryota; Metazoa; Chordata; Lepidosauria; Squamata; Anolidae. The record is from RefSeq and is a predicted model, not a curated record.